Molecule: messenger RNA, 2460 nt
Organism: Paramacrobiotus metropolitanus
Lineage: Eukaryota; Metazoa; Tardigrada; Eutardigrada; Parachela; Macrobiotidae
Exons: 7
Coding region: 113-2359 (748 amino acids)
Biological process (GO): proteolysis; protein phosphorylation
Molecular function (GO): ATP binding; protein kinase activity; serine-type endopeptidase activity
Source: RefSeq, a predicted model, not a curated record
GGUAAGUUUACGGUUGGUUGAUUUGAUAUUUUAACUUCACCAUCUUGAACUGCUUCCAUAAUUCCGUUACGGUGUUGAUAUGAACUCAUAAAUGUCAUAAAAAACGAGAAAGAUGACUUUUCAUGCGCGUGUUUAUACAGUAUAUGUGUUCUGGAUGGUUUAUGUUUCCUUUCCAAGCUGCGAAUGCAUAAUCGGUGGAUCCGAUGUGGAGUCAGUACAACAACACUCGUUUCUGGUGGCUCUGGUAAAGCGGAAAUCCGAACUGCAUUGCGGCGGUACGGUGAUCAGUCCCUGGUUUGUCUUAACGGCUGCACAUUGUUUCUGUGAGGAAGACGAAUUCAUCGACACGUGUCCAACUACCGUAGUUACCGCCGAGCAUGCACGGAUUUGGUCUGAAAAAGCAUUCUCCCAUCUCCAGCCGGUCUUGAACGUAUAUGUCCAUCCCGAAUUCAGUUGCAAAAAUUUCGCUUAUGCAAUACCCAACGAUGAUGUUGCACUGUUAGAGCUCUACACUCCACUUCCAGUGAAACCCAUUAGCCUGCGCUCCAUACCUUGGGAGGAACGGGCCAGUCAGCGCGUGGAGUUGGUCGGAUGGGGUGCAACGGUUCCCGGUGGCAAAAGUAUGAGCACUAUUCUGCGUACAGUAGAGACGGAAGUGGUGCCGCCGAACGAGUGCCGCGAUGCAGUUCAUGCGUACCAGAACUUAACGUCCAGUCCAGGGAGGGACGGCGAGGUCGCCGGCGACGAUGACCACAAAACAUUUGCCGACACACUGAAGUAUUACGAGGAAAGACAACUUUGCACCAAAGGCUUUGUGAACAACCAUCCCGCUGAUUCCGCGAAAGGUGACAGUGGCGGCCCGGUCAUAUUGAGAGUUCCUGGACAAGAACCAGUUUUGAUAGGAGUUAUUUCCAGUAGUUUCAAUGGAACGUCCGGCGAUAGGAAUAGUCCCGGAAUUAACGUGAAUAUCACGUAUUACAAGGAAUGGAUUGCUGGGAUCAUACAAGCGAGUGGUGGCUUGGACAUUUUCGGUAUGAGGAAUGAGACUUUAGUGGACACUGCGCCAGUGCAACAUUUCGUCUUCUAUGCCAUUGACUGGAUGAAAGUGCUGGAGAGCGUCUAUGCACCAAUCUCCGUCUUGUUCCUAUUGGCCAUUUUGGCAGUGCCGAGCAAGCAACAAGACAUCCAUUUUCUGUCAAAACAGUGGUGGUCGAAAUGGCUCAGUGUAUCAGCGGGUGGCGUUACAAAAAGCACUUUGUAUUAUGCGACUGCUUGGAUAGUACUAAAGCUAUCGGCAAUUUACGCUUUGUGCAUUAAAAUUAAUCCGUCGUUUUGGGAGGAAUCUGGACGAUUGGCCAAUUUGUUCGUAUGCUUUAUCACUGAAAUUCUCGUACUGGCCGCCAAAUAUGCAUCUGUAAAAUUGCUGGAGAAAGACAAGCAGAUUUUUCACAAUAAUCCAAAUUCAGGAAGUCGUACGUGGAACGUGACUUCAGCCAACCAUACCAUCGAGGAGAUCGAUAUAACGAGCCAUCGUGACAAGGUCAUCGUGUAUGUCGACCGCCUGAGGGAAUUUGCAGCAAUGUUUAACGACAGAAGCUGUCAACAUGUCGUCAUGCUAAAAGAUGAAUUUCUUUUCAAAACGGCAGUGCUAGGACAGUCCAUCUUACGGUUUUCAACCAACAAAUGGAACGAAUCUAUGCAAUUUGUGCCGAUGGGAACAAAGCAUGCAUUGACGGACGCGGGAAUAGCGAACCAACCGGGAAAAAGCGUUGUCAUUCGUUACGGUAGCCAGAUACUGGACGGACUAGCGUACUUGCAUACCAAAGGAAUCGUUCACGGCGCACUGGAUCUGACAACAGUGUUCGUUAAUGAUGCUCACGAGAUCAAAAUUUUUGGGUACUUAGACAGUGUCCAGCGCAAUAUACUCGGAGUAACCUACAAAAUGGAUCCAGUUCUGUGGCAAGCCUUUAUGUCACCGGAAAGCCUUCUCGAUUUUAAACAGCCCGAUGCCGCUGACCGGCAAGCCGUCCCCUGCAAAACCGAUAUGUGGAGCUUCGGGUGUAUCAUGGUUUAUCUGUUGACAGACACAUUCCGAUACAGUUUCGACAGAAAACACAGCCGCCGAAACUUUCGGAUCAAGUUCAUAAAAAACGGCAAAGAUUGUGUCGUUUGUAGCCCUGGAGGUGUUCCCGAGAUUGUCAUGGCAAAAGGUCAUCUGGAUUAUGACGCUAUUGACAGUCCACGCCUGCGCGAAAUCCUAGAUAAAUGCUUCUCUUUUGAUCCAGCUUAUCGGAAUGAUGCUUCGACUGUCAGACAGUCUCCUUAUUUCAGAGUUUCUGCGUUGUCUGGUCACACAUAAUAUUUGUUUGCCUAGAUUAAGUACAAUAAUUAGCGUACAGGGCCUACAGAAAGUUGUUGCUGUUUUCUUCUGCAAAGCGGGUCUGCCCGCACGCUUCCUAA